Symphalangus syndactylus (siamang) is the source of this 8595-nucleotide messenger RNA. RefSeq lists its product as uncharacterized. Lineage: Eukaryota; Metazoa; Chordata; Mammalia; Primates; Hylobatidae. The record is from RefSeq and is a predicted model, not a curated record.
AUGCCAGACAGAAAGAUAACCUACUGCAUAUGCCAGACACAGAAAGAUCACCUACUGCAUAUUCCAGACACAGAAAGAUCACCUACUGCAUACGCCAGACACAGAAAGAUCACCUACUGCAUAAGUCAGACAGAAAGAUCACCUAGUGCAUAUGUCAGACAUAGAAAGAUCACCUACUGCAUAUGCCAGACACAGAAAGAUCACUUACUGCAUAAAUCAGACAGAAAGAUAACCUACUGCAUGCGCCAGACACAGAAAGAUCACCUACUGCAUACGCCAGACACAGAAAGAUCACCUACUGCAUAUGCCAGACACAGGAAGAUCACCUACUGCAUAUGCCAGACACAGAAAGAUCACCUACUGCAUACGCCAGACACAGAAAGAUCACCUACUGCAUACGCCAGACACAGGAAGAUCACCUACGGCAUACGCCAGACACAGAAAGAUCACCUACUGCAUAUGCCAGACACAGGAAGAUCACCUACGGCAUACGCCAGACACAGAAAGAUCACCUGCUGCAUACGCCAGACACAGAAAGAUCACCUACUGCAUACGCCAGAUACAGAAAGAUCACCUACUGCACACGCCAGACACAGAAAGAUCACCUACUGCAUAUGCCAGACACAGAAAGAUCACCUACUGCACACGCCAGACACAGAAAGAUCACCUACUGCAUAUGCCAGACACAGAAAGAUCACCUACUGCACACGCCAGACACAGAAAGAUCACCUACUGCACACGCCAGACACAGAAAGAUCACCUACUGCACACGCCAGACACAGAAAGAUCACCUACUGCACACGCCAGACACAGAAAGAUCACCUACUGCAUACACCAGACAGAAAGAUCACCUACUGCAUACGCCAGACACAGAAAGAUCACCUACUGCAUACGCCAGACACAGAAAGAUCACCUACGGCAUUUGCCAGACACAGAAAGAUCACCUACUGCAUGUGACUUUAGAUUUACUCUUCACUAUGUAGGGAUCAUUCAGCUGGUUCAAGGAAUUAAUGCAUAUAGUCACCAAAGGCUGUUAAAGUUAUAUACUUUUAUUUAUUUUAAAACAGUAUAUUUCAUUUAAAAAAUGGUAUCUUUAAUUGCAGAUUAAAGUUCCAACAUCUUUUCUCUCUUACUAAUCAAAUAUGAUUGAUAAUGAAAAAAAAGCAAAGAAAAAAUGCCAAAUAAAAUGAUCCCUGACUUGUGGGCAGUUGCGGUGGAUGGAGCUGUGAGAGCAGCAGGGCGCUCUGGUUUCUGCUGGUGCCCCCUCGGUCCUCACGUGGCAUUCCCUGCAGCGCGAUGAAGUGUAACCUUAACACCCAUGUGGGGCAGAGGGUAAUUGUCCACCUGUAAAGGUAACCAAAUAGAUCAGGAAAAACUCCCCACACCCUGUGCAGGACAGUCAGCAGCUUCUCUGUUUUCCAGUUCAUAUUAUGUUGUGCCCCCACUUUCUAUCUCCAGCUGGUUCCCCAUACACUGUAGUUUAUGAAGAUGAUUUUUUUUAACCAGGCCAGAAAAAUGGGAAUGAAUUUAGAGAAGCUUGCUUCUCCAGAAACUUGACACCCAUGCAUGCCCAGAAACCCAGUCGACCACAAAAGGCGGUGACCUCUCUUCAUUCUCUCUCCAGGACUCCCAGACCUCACCCCGGGCUUUCUCUCACUUGGUAUCAGCUCAGAGUCUGGGUCCUAGGAAUCAUAGAAGCGGUUAGCAAUGAAUGGCAAAUGCUAGACUCAACACUUUACAUUCUAAAGUGUAAGACCAUCCUGGGCACUGCAGGCUCCCUGGGGCAGGCGUCACCCGUGUGUCACCCCUGUAAGUGAAUCCACGCUUCUCCAAGUGUAGUGUGUUCACUUGUCUCUUCUAAAAUAAAUGAGGUGGCUGUUGUGGCAUAGCUCCUGGCGGCCUUCAGUAGGGAGUCUGAAGUCACCAAACGCCAGCUCAUGGGUGGUGUAAGCUGUGGCAGCAUGACAGUAGUCCCUGGGCAGUGUCUUGUCCAGCCUGUGAUUAUUUGAAAGGCAUGUUUGCCACUUUCCCUCUUUCACAUUGAGGCGUGCACUUCAACUAAGACCAUCUUGUUUGCUUUAUUUGAAAGCGAAAGAGCAGAGUCCACGGCCUCAUUCAGUUCCCAUUACACAGCUUCCUGGUCCUGCUCCUGGUAACGUGGUUCCAAUGCCUGUAGUGGUGACUCACACGCACUCUCACCUCCACAGCAGGGCUAGUGGCUGGGCAGAGCCCAUGCACAGAGGAAGGCCCUCUGACUGCAUACAGCACCCCUCCCUCUCCCAGGGCUCAAGGAUGCUUCUGUGGCACCCUCCAGGGACGCCUACCAGAACCCUGCCUCAUAGCACAGAGAAGCUGUGGCCAGGCCGAGGAGCCCCUCCCAGGGGGCCUCAAGGACACCACGGCCUGAUCCUUGUCACCAUACCUUUCUGCCCAUGUGGGCUUGGCCCGUGGGCUGAGAGAAAUGAGACCAAAGGGAGCGAGAUAAGGUUCUUUGUUUCUCUCCUCCAGGGUCUGGGUGAAAAUCAGUAUGCCGCCUGUGUACUUGGAGAGCUACCAAAAGGACACCAUGAGAUUAGCCUGGGUGGUGGGUUGGUUUUGGCUUUUUAAACUUAAAGUAUUUGAGAAAAGAAACGCAGUUGCUCUCCCUUUAUGCUGAAUUUUCAUGUCACUAAGGCCUUUUACUCAUGAAAUCAGGCCAAAUAAGUAUUCAAAAUCUUACUUGCUUUAGUGAGAAAUAGGCAGGAUGAAACAAAGAUGGGGAGAUGAUUCAAGAAAGGGGUCAUUGACAUUUAGUGAUGGUUUUUAGUUGCUUAUACAGUAGUAGUGCUGAGGCAUUGUUGAUGUCAACCAGCUCUAGGUGUUCAGAUUAAAUCAGCUUUCUGAAGUUAGGGAAACCAUAAUCAGGAGUGGUUCUCUUUGGAUGGUCUUAUAAAAUUGUUGUAUAAGUUUUUUCAACUAGUAUGACAGUCACUAUUUACGCCUAUGGCUUGAUUCCAGCAGAGAUUUUAACACAAUGACCUGUUUUCCCUCCACAAAGUGACAGGAGUAGCAGCCACCCCAUGCUCAGCCAUAGAAUACUAAGAUACUGAUGCCUGCAGAUGAGUUCUCAAGUGGAAGACCCCACUGGAACCAGAAAACUAGAGGAUUCCCUAAAAUUAUCUGUCACUUGGGGUUGCCAUUUUAAUUUUCAUUUCAAAAAUGGAUGCCCUUGAAAAGAAAUAAUUUAUUGAUAUAAUAAAAGUAAUCAUGGAGCUUUGAAAUAAUUAAGUCCCUCUUGCUAAAAUCUAAGACCACCUCAACAUGUACCAUUGAUUCCUAAAAAGUAUGCAGCCAGUGUGAUGAGUGGAGGUGUCCUGCCUUAGGGCAGCAGCUUGGCCUUUGCAGCAGGAAACCCCAGUUAGCACAGGCUGUCCUCGCCACCUCUGCAUGCCUCGCCCCAGGCCCUCUUGCCAGCUCGUCCGCACAGGCAGGUGAUGGGAUGACAGUGUCGGCAUGUGGAUCAGCCACGUCAGCCGGAUAUUGCAAAUUCAAACAUCUGGGGGAAAGUAAAUACAAUUGGAUUUGAAAACUACGUUGAAAUGAAAGGAUAAUCUUUAUUAUAAUUUCACAUCCGAUGUGUUCAGCCAGCUAAACUAGGCGUUAACUCCUUUAACAUGUAAAUAAAAGAUAAUGUCAAAGUUCACAAAUUAUUCUGCCUCGCUCCUCAUGGCAGUUUAGCAUUUACUAGUGACAGGUGGUUUUUAAGCAGUUUGUACAUUUCUAUAAAAAUGGAGAAGCCAUAUCUGAAGUAGUUCAUUAACGUAAGAGUUUCCAAAGAUUAAAGGAGAUUAACUGUAUAUAGGAACCUAUAGCUUCUGCUUUAAGUGGAAGUACGUUUUUGAUUACUGAAUGAAUGCUGGGCAAACAUGAUUGUUACUUACUCCAGGGGGCCUCCUGUGGCCUAGGUGUUCAGCUCAGAUGACACACAUCUAGCUGAGGCCUUGAGGCUCUGUGACAAGAAAGCAUAUCCAAGUUACCAAAUUAGUUAUAACAACCAGGUGGAUACUUUUCUAAACUAUCAGAGCUUAGCUUUUGAAUAAAAAUUACUGUCUUACCAAAAGUAUUUUACAUGUUCUUGAUAAUGAGACUGUCAUUUUCACUUUAAAAGGCUUGAGCAGUUGCCACUCAUGUUUUUUUUUAAAUGCAUGACAUAAUGGUCUUCAUACAAUAUGAAUUUUUUAAAAAAUCACUGUUUCUUGUUAACUGCAAAUUUUACAUCUCAUAAGGGGAAUUUUGUACUAAAUUUGAUAACUAGUUGAUUUCAUUGCUAGUCUUAGAACAGUAUAAAACCAUCAAGUUACACUGUGCUGUGGGAAGUCAUUUAUGUUUAAAAUCACUUUUGCCGGUUAGUUUUAUGUUUAUACCUGAACAUUUCCCAGAGAACUCCCCGGAUGCGCUCACUGAGCAGGUGAGCUGCUCAUCCUCCCAUGCAGUGUUUGUUUUUGCCCCCUGGAUUGCCAUGGCAACCCUCCAUCAGAUGCAGCUGGGGAUGACGCUGGUAGUGAGUUCUCUAGGGAAGGGUACCUGUGGGCUCUCACUGGCUCAGUGGCACCUGUGCAAGAGGGAACACAUGGGAGCAGCCCACCUGUGGAAGGGUGGCUGGCUGCUACCAGAACUUGGUGAGAUCCCUCCCUCAUAACAUUCCAGCCCUGACUGCCAGGCUGCUCUGUAGACAGUGCAUGAACCCAUUGGAUUACCUGGCACCCAGAACAACUGUCCUCCAGGAGACAGCAGACCAGAACAGCCUUCCUAGCCAGCUGGCUUUGCUACAUGUUGAAUUCUGCAAGGAAAGUCAGCAUUUUGAAUUUGAUGUGAUUACAGCUCUUGCUAAUACAGAAAAGUCCAGCUCUUUGAAGCUCUGAAGUGCAACUUUAAUAGAGUAGUAAUAUUUCUUUUUCCACUUCAUUUGCUAUGUAAGGGAAUCUUUGAACCACAAGUUAUGAUAGAACCCCAGAAGACAUGAGCGACAUGAAACCAUUCACUUGGAAAAGGUUUUCUUCCACUUAGAUACAGCGCUGCUUUUAGGAACGCACAACUCACAGCCCCACGCAGCAUGUGUCCAUCUCUGUGCUUCUUAAUUGCCUUGUUCAGAAACCUGCCAUCUUACGUAUGUAUUUGUUGUAAAUGAGUCCGGCACCCAUUUAAAUUAAUCUUUUUUUUAAUGUUAUGAAAAUGAUCAGUUCAUUUCAUCUUAGUUUAAGUCUUUUCUUUUUCCUUUUUUACUGCCGUCAUUUCUUGUGCUUGUUUUUUCCCCAGUGAGGGUUGUCGAAGAGAAAAUACAAUGAAGAAUGUUGGAAGUCGCAAAUAUGCAUUUAAUUCCCUGCAGCUGAAGGCUUUCCCCAAGCAUUACAGGCCUCCCGAAGGGACUUACGGAAAAGUUGAAACGUGAACACACGGUUUCCUCUAAUUAGCUGUUACAUAAUAAAUGUGGGUACCCUCUAGUGUCAUAUAUGAAUUCUUCAAGAAGACCUGAAGGAUUGGUUUUUAUUUUUUGUGUUUUUUUUAAAAAAAAACAUUUCACUAAAGAGUCUCUGGAGCAUGUUUUUUGUUUUUUGGGUUUUUUUCCCAUUGGAAUCAAUAGGAGGUAAUGUUUGGCUCAAUAGUGUGGAUAGUAACAACUGCCCAUUUAAAUAGCCUUUGGCUGUAACUACACAGAUCUCAUCAAUAGUUACCUACAUGAAUCAAGCUAGGUUUGUCUGAAAUGCUAGAAGACUUUUUCAAAUGCCUGCUUGCUCACUUAUUUUUCUACAGAGUAACUCAAAAGUGACCAUUGAAUUACAAUCCACUUUGUAAAAAUCUGAAUGUAAAACAGUAAAUAAUAAAUUAAAUAAUUGGAUCCUAGGCAGACCAAUAAAUGUUAUUUGGGGAAAGAAGCUAGCACUAUCUCAUGCAGUGAGAAUAACGGGUUCUAGUGAAUUAUCCUAUCUACACCACCACCUGAAGAAGUUGAAAGAAAGAUUGAUAAAUCAAUGGGAGAUAAGACUUUAUUAGAAGGUAACACCUGCAAGGUACCCCACACAGUUGGGGCCACUCUUUUGUCUGUCCCUCAUGAAUUACAGAACAGGGAGUCUGCUGGAGACACAAAGCCAGCAGUAAGGUCCCUUUAGCCUGCCUCCUGUUUUCUGAAGCGCCCUGCCUAGGCUCCCCCAUGCCCAGAGGACACAUCUCCCCUUCUUCUCUAGAUGUUAAUCUAGGGCUUCAGAUGUGGCAUGUCAACACUCCCAUGGGGAAUUUAUGACCAUGGAGAUAGUAGAAACCUAAAUAUUUUAGGAAAACAAUUUUUUUUUGCAGGAUUUCCAGUUUAUCUUUGAAAAGACAAUACAAUCAUGUUUGAAUGUCUGAUAAAGUGUCUUAUUUUUAGGUUUGCAAUAAUUGUAACUUUCUUAUUCUCAUUCUUAUGUAAGAUGACUAUUGAGAAACAGUUGAAAUUAUUCUCCUCAAAUGAGAUUUUGAAAGGGAUUUAUGGGCCAUAAAACUUAGGAAUUUUGUAGAAAAUUUUGUCUGGUCAUCUUUUAUAAGAUGAUGAUGAGUCUUAUCUGCACAUAGCAGAGUUUGUUUCUUAGGAGUUUAUAUGUUUUAUUGAUUGUUUAUGAUGUUUACAUGUUCUUGAAAAGGUUGUAAAAGAAGUAUAUAUGGCACAUAUUAAUGAUGCUGAUCCUAAUGAUUUGUGAACCUCUUAGAAAUUCUUAUGUCUAAAAGCCUAGAGAUUCUUCUGGUUCCUUUAGAAAUAUGUAACAAACUUGGGCCAGGGGUGCUGAGGCAUGGGGAGGACUGCUUAUUGGCAGGAACACAGAGGGGGUGGGCAUCAGGUAGGGGUGGAACUGGAUGACCUUCCAGACCCCCUCCUACUCAAGUCAGCAUGCAAGCAGCACCUGCUGUCUCCCAAUGCCUGCAGGGAGGAAAAUGUCUGUGAAGGACACUUUAAUGAAGGAUGAAGCUCUCUGCUGCUCCCUCAAAGCUGGGUUCACUGUGGCAGGCAGGAGGCAGAGAAACUCCUGCCCGCCAAACCCACCGCACGGGUGGCUGCUGCUGGUGUCAGAUUCUCCUUUUUAAGUGUCAAUUUCUGUUCACAGUUUUCAAUAUGGCUGAUUUACCCUUUCACCUCUCCACCAUCUCAUUUAACUUGCAAAUGUUUAGUUCCGUCUUUUCUCAUUUUAACUUUAAAAAAAUCUCCUUGCUUUUUAAAAAUAAAUAUUACCCACAUAGUUUUCAGAUCUUUUUUGUCUGGAGAGCAUUAAAUAUCUGCACUCAUCAAAGGGAAUAUAGCAAACGUUGAUCAUCUGUCAGCAGUUUUGCAUGUAGCACCUUUAUAUGAAUUAUUUUCCCAAUUUUUGCUUUAUGUAAUGGGUCACCAUAAAACUGUAAGACUUGGCAAAUGCUAUAGAAAAGGUUCAGGUUUCAGUAUUCUCUCUGAAGGCAUCGUUCCUGGGCUUCCAGCGGCAUCACACACUUCCAGCGCCUGCAGGGUGAGGGAGUGUUGCACAGCCUUGGAGGCAAGCAGCUCCUCUCUUCUGUGGGAGCUUUUGAGUUUUCAGAGGCGCAGGGAAGGCAGUUUUACAGGUUACCGUAAAAUAAGAGGUUCCGUCCGGUGUUCCUUAUAAUGCCUCCCCAUUUAAAAAGAAAAGAGAUCUAUGGAAAACUGGGAAUGUAAUGUGGAUUCUGUCAGAGCUCCUACAGAGCACAGUUGCCUUUAGUUUCCUUUAAAGAUGUAAAAAUAUUGUAUAAUAGUUUUGUCCCUACACAAUUGUAUUUGCCAAGCUUAGUGCAUUAUGAUACCUUUAUUUAUUUGUUUUGGGCAGUAUUUAUAUAUAUAUAUAAACAUACAGUUACUGUUUUAUAUAUUCUUAGGUCAUUCAAAGCCAUGUAUGCUGUAAAUGUGCUAGUCUUUAGAAUGACACAUAAUAAAUAACUGACAAGAUAUUAAAUGUGGUCUUGCCUGAUUCAUCCUAUUAGGAGGACUAGUUCUAUGUCACCAGCCUGUGAACGGACCAUUGUUGUUGGGCAUUGCGUUGAGUGCUCGGGUGCUGAAUACAUAUGUUUGUAAACAUGGGACCAUGGGAGACUUCCAUUUUAGAAGCUUGUUUCUGCCUAAUUUGAAGCAGGGGGCAACGGGGUUGAAGUUAAGAGCAUGGACUUUGGGAGCAGACAGACCAGGUCCCAAUCCUGGUUCUGCCCCUCACUGGCUGGUGACUCUGAGCAAGUUGCUUGACCUCUCCAAGCCUCCGUUUCUUCAUGUGCAAAGUGUGGACAACAACAGUACCUUCCUCAUAAGGAACGUGCGAUGAGCCUCAGAAGUACGUGUUCAUAAAUGGUAGCCAUUGUUGUUACCUUCCCGUCCGUGAACAUGGAUCACAUCAUCUCUGUGGGUAGCCCAGUCCUCGCUGUAUGACUUGUCAAAAUGCAGUUCCACUUGUAUUAAUAUUGACCCUGUUCAUUGUCACCAGGACUGCAUCUUGCACCACUGUGCCGUCUUCUAGGCACACACGACCCGUUAUCUCCCUUGGAAAAACCCCUGUCACUGGAAAUGUACAAUUAAAGGAUGAUUGAAAUGUUUAA